GUCGCGAACCACGACGGGCAGGCGGUUCACAGCAGUAUUCAGCGCCAGACUAUCCUUUGACAACCCGCUAUUCUCCGCGACGAUGACCAACAUUGACUCCUUCCCCAUUCCCUCUAGCUCAUCUAUCAUUUCCUUCGAGGUUGGCGAUCUGUUGGAUUCAUGGAACCCGCCCGUCCUCGCCGAAUCACUAUCUAUCGACACACUCUCGACCUCUUCGUCUGCGAUCUCUAUACCGUCUCUACCGCUAGGAUGUAUGAUAACGAGACCUGCCAUCGUCGAUCUGAAGGGCGGACUUCAGUCAAGAUUCGCGAAGGUCACUGUUCCGACGGUGCCGAGGAUGCGGGCUAUGCUCAAGGACGAGCCUUGUGUAGAUCGGUGGCUGGACAACCUGCGUUACUCCAGCAUACCUGGGCAUUCGCCUUGGGGUGAAACCGAAGACGCGGCCGCACCGUCUUGGCUGCCUGAGGGAUCCUCCUACACACCUGAGGCCUUCCGACAAGCACUCAGCUCGGCUCGCUCCUCUCCCGCGUAUCAGACGAUCUUCCGCAAGGCCCGCUCUUCCGCUCCCGGCGAUGGCUCCUCUUCCCCGACCUCGCCGACGCCCAUCUCGCCGACCCUCUUGCGGCGGAUGUCCUAUCACCCUUCCUCGUUCCGGGACGCCCUAGUCUUUGAGCGCGAGAUCAGCCUGAAGUCCGAGGCUGGCGUCAAGCGCUGGUCGAUGCAAGUCCCCGCGAGCACGAUGAAGCCCGAACUCGUCGACAUCGUCGUGGAACUACAGAAGCUCAACUCGUUCUUCAAUGACGGUCUCACCGAUCUCAAUCAAGGCGUCAGUGCCCUCGAUCAGCACAAACAACGCGUUACGACGCCCGCCUUGACAGUCUCCGACUCGCACGAGACUAUCCCUCUCCCGCUCGAGCGAGUCAAGGAGAAUACCACGACCCUCAUUGCGAAUCGCCGAGGCAAGAAAGCACCGCCGGCCCUCAAUCUUAAGCGACAGACGCCCGAGGACACGUACCCUGGCAUUCCGACUGCAUUCUUAGGGACUCCGUCUGCCUACCAUCCUGAACUUGACCCGAGGCCAAAGCGCGAAGGCCCGGCAAUGAACAUCAACGACAUGAUCUCCUCUCUGCGCUCUCAGUGUGCGGCCAUCUCGCGCUCCCCGACGUCGGAGGUCGCGUCUUCCCCUCUUGAGUCGGUCUCGGAAGAACCUGAAGAGUCGAAGGUCGCGCGGAACCACGAUAACGCCCAAGACUACAUGAGCGCCAAGGACCAACAGGCUCUCGCCUUCUCAGUCGCUGUCCCGCAACUCUCUGACGACGAAUCGCUUAUGCGCCGAACCUUGCCUCUCGACCUGGUCGACAUUCAGGAAACUCUGUCAGACGUUGGCUCGGACCACCUCACCGAGUCCUUCUCGGACUUUUUGCGCGAGUUCGAGUCUGAAGCGCUGCAGCCGCCUUCGAUGCCCGGAACGCCUAUGAUGCCGCCGUCUCUGCCUCUACCGUCCCUACCGCCUUUGACUUUGCCUGCCGUACCUACGCGCGCUCUACCGGACCCGCCCGCUGGCUCGCUCGAGGAAUUACCUACCGUCGACCACCGUAACUCGCUCGAUGACAUGGACUGGUCCCCGCCGACGCCUCCGCAGCCCUGCCGCUCGCCUUCGCCUAGCUUGAGCCCGCGACAGGGUGGGUUGCGUGGGAUCCUGAAGGGCGGGAAGAACGUGCGCUUCGCGUCGCUGCCGACGAAUCGGCGGGAGACGUCGCCGGGGGCGAUUGAGGCGUAUGCGGCGGGAAGGACUGGAGAUGGAGACGGGGAGGACGUGGGCGACUGGGGCGGGGAAGGGCAGUGGGCGCUGGAUGAGCAGGAGGAUGUGAUGGAGGACUACUUCUCGAGGGAGCGGAAGGGGUCGAUCUUGAAGUCGCCGACCGAGGCUUCUUCGUCUUCGAGAUCGUCGACGGAGUCUAUGCGGUCGCCUACGGAGGCUAUGCGAUCGCCGACCGAGUCCACCGGCCAAGGCUACCCGACCUCCGCUCGUGGGUCGACACUCCACUGGGUCCGCAUCGGCGAGGCAGCCCGCGGUACCAGCGAGGCAGCCACCGGUACCAGCGAGGCAGCCGUCACCGGUCCCAAGACGCCCUUCGCCGCUGCGCUCGACGUUUACAGCGUCGGCGGGGGUGGUUCCAGCGGUGCCGGCGCUUCCAGUGGGUGUGAGGGCGUCGAUGGUCUCGCCGGGCAGGGCUACUAUGCCCGCUGUCGCCAAACCCACCAUUGCUUCCUCCGCGAGGUCGACUAUGCCCGCGACUGCGCGGUCAACUAUGCCAGCGACGACGAAGUCCAUCCCAGCCUCUCCUGCAAGGCUCAUGAGCUCGCCGGCCAAGACUGCGGUCAUUUCACCCGCGAGGUCGAGGAUGUCGUACGCGCCAGUGAAGGUGACGCCCGCUGCUUCGAAGAUCGCGACGCCAUCGGGGAGGACGACGCCGGCGGCAUCCGGGAGAACAACGCCCUCUACGGCAAGCAGGAUCCCCGCUUCUUCUGGCAGGGUUACGCCAACGCAGGGGAGGGCCACACCGACUCAGGGGAAGGCCACGCCGACGAGCAGGAUCCCAGCCGCGACGACUCCGACGGCCGCGAAGCCUACCCCAUCUGCGACGAAAGCCGCUCCUGCCAAGUCGCGCGCGAUCUCGAUGAUGCCUCCACCCAGGACAGAUGCGUCGACCAGACCGACAAGCACCCCCGCUAGCCCGCCGCGGCAGCGCACGCCCCUCGCUCGAGCGUCCGUAGCCAACGGAGCUCUCUCCUCAUCAAAAGACCCCUCUGUUCCUUACACCAAGCCUGCACGCCCGAUGACCACUGGCGCGCCGAUCAAGCAGGACGAUGAGGUCAGCAAGCCGUUGGAAAGUCCACGACGCGCGCCAGCGACGCCAGCCGUAGGGAAGGAGAACAUGGCCCCCAGCUCUGGCACUGUGCGCAGCAGCAAGAUGGCAGCGCCAGCGUCGCUUGGGAGGAAGGGUGGUGGGUUUAAAGAUGAGAAUGCGGCGAGGAGUGAUGGGAUGGGAACGACGAGGAGCGAAG
This is a messenger RNA of Schizophyllum commune H4-8, 3069 nucleotides long. RefSeq lists its product as uncharacterized. The transcript has 4 exons. The record is from RefSeq and is a predicted model, not a curated record. Bases 83 to 2737 code for a protein of 884 amino acids. Lineage: Eukaryota; Fungi; Basidiomycota; Agaricomycetes; Agaricales; Schizophyllaceae.